Molecule: messenger RNA, 2879 nt
Organism: Astrephomene gubernaculifera
Lineage: Eukaryota; Viridiplantae; Chlorophyta; Chlorophyceae; Chlamydomonadales; Astrephomenaceae
Source: the annotation of a GenBank genome assembly
CUCCUGUCUCUGAUAGUCUGAUUCACAUCGCCUUUCCUCUAAGCACAAUCAGAGCCAAAACUGUGCUUCACUCCAAAUCAUUAGUCGAGUAUCCGUCUACCCGCGCUUCCAUGUUCCAUCCAGCACGUGAAUCGGGCCAGAGCCUCAGCCGAUGACUGCGGCUAACAUUUUUCAAUGCACAAUGGAUAGUCCCUAUGUUCGCGCCACUACUCGGCUGGGAGCUUGCUUUGGUCGCACCUGCUCGUUAGCCACUUCCGAUGGACAGUCACUAUAGCUGUGGUUAUUGUUAACAGCUUACAGGCAAGCAGUUGCCUAGCAUGCAGCCUUGGCGCGCACCUGCUUCUUUGUCGACUGGCGUUACACGAACCCAGCCAAACCUACCUGGUGUCAUGCCGAGGAACACCAGGUCGAUGGCCCGGCGCUUAUCUCAGGCAGCAAACUACGCCUGCGAAGGCUUUUCGACGGCAGUUUCAAACACUGUUCCACGGGCAUGGUCCAACUCGAUAACCGUAAACAUCUUCGGCUUGGGGCAUCCGGCAUCCUUCACCCCGAACUCCAGCACCAGCAGCCGCGGUGACAUCACGAGCAGCACAUGUGCAAGUGCUGUUGCCAAAAGCACUUUAUCUAGCGGAGACCUGGCGUCUUGGACCAAACCCAUAGCACCCGGUUGGACCCGACAUUCCAAUCAACACUGCUGCCAUCUGCCAGCGCGGCGGCAACCGCAGACCUUGUUGACCGCAAUUCCUCAGUCGCCCGCCACCCUUACAGCUAUCAGCACUUGCGCCGAUGCCGCAUCAGUCGGAUCCGGGGCCCACACUCCGCUGCCACCCGCGACACCGCCUAGCAGCGCCGUUGGAACCGCGCCCGUUGCAGCUUCCUCAGCUGCUGCAGCUGCAGCUGCUGCUGCUGUAACGACCCCGUCCACAGCACCCGCCGCAACUCCCUUGCACCCCAGCACGCCUGCCGUACCGCAGCAUGAGCGACAGUGGCAGCAGCAGGUGCAGCAGGAACAACAACAGCAGCAGCACCAGCAGCACCCGCGCCGCCUGCCGCCUCCCCACAGCGCGGUUGAGGCGCAUGCCUGGCGUCCCGCCGCGCCCCCGCCCGCCCCGGGCCGCCUGCAGGUUUGGUGGUCGCCGCUGGACCAGGCCUCCACUUGCACCCCUGAGCGCACCUCGCGCUACCGCAGCUGCCUGCCACCCGCAGAGGCAGCUGAGGUGGCGGGCAGCGGCAAACAGCAGCAGCGGCCGCAGCAGCAGCAGGAGCCACCGCCCCAGCCGCAGCAGCAGCAGGAGCAAUCGGUAGACGACGUGGCUGCUAAACGCAUGGCAGCUCGGGCGCUUGCUCGCUGCGUGUUGGCACGGGCGGUGUCCGGGCAGGGGGAGAGUGGCGGUGGCAGCGGAGUGGGGGCGCAGGGUGGGAGCGACGAUGGGAACGGCGUGAGGAGGGGUGAAGAGGUGGGAGGUGUCGGAGAUGUUGCAGGUGGCGGAGGUGGAGACGGCAGCGGUGGAGGCGGCGCCAGCAGCGACGCAGGCUUGGCCGCUGUGCUGCCCCAGGACCUUGUGUUCCUGCGCAAUCCGCACGGCAAGCCGCACCUUCUUCACCGCCCCGGCUGGCCGGCACUGGCGCACAACCUCACUCACACGCACGACCUGGCAGGUGUGGCCCUACUCCGCCAGCCCCCGCCACCACCUAGCCACCACCUUCACCACCUCACGCCACCUACCCAAGCACCCUCAGACCCAUCAUCAGUCUCAGCACUGCUCCUCCCUACGUUGUCCCAGGCGGCGGGGGCAGGCGCCUCCUCGCAGUACGACGAGUACGGUGGCCCAUCUGCCGUACAUCAGCUCCCCUGGUCGUACAGUGUGGGUUUGGAUGUGGAGCGGCUGGACAGGCUGCCUCGGGACCCGCUGGCGCUUGCACGCAGGCGGCUGGCGGCGGAGGAGGUGCGGGCGUUGGAAGAGCUGUCGGGUGAGGAGCGAGCGCGGUACUUCAUGUGGCUGUGGACACUCAAGGAGGCGUACGUCAAGGCGCGAGGAACGGGUAUCAGCGCACCUCCGGGGCUCAAGGGCUUUGCCAUUGGUUUCGAGGACAUGCCUGCGUCCCGGAUUCGUGACCUAGCGGCCGCAUGCAACAACAGCUGCCUCGUGUCGCCAACCGCAAAGACCAUCACGCUACGACACACCGCCUGCCCUACUAGUAGCAGCAGCAGUGGCCACAGCAGCAGCAACGGUAGCAACGGUAGCAACGGUAGCAACGGUAGCAACAGCAUGGUUUCGGAGCAUCCGCACUCUUCCUUGCCCGGCGUUGUCAGCACUCGAGCGCACUUCAGUUUCGCGCUCUUCCAGCCAACUCCACUGCACGUGGCGGCGCUGUGUGUAGCCAUGCAGCCGCCACCCGCCUCAUCGCUGCUGCCUGCGGAGCCAUUUCUCGGUACGCAACAACAGCAGCAGCAACAACAACAGCAACAGUCCUUACAACGAGCCUGCAGCGAGCACCCCCAACCAACGGUAUUGCUGGAGGACCUGCAGCAGAAACGACAGCAUGGGCAGCUGCAAGGACAGCAAGUGCAUGCGCAGGUGCAAGCUCAGCAGCAGCAACUUCAGGUGCAGCAGUAUGGGCAGGUGCAAGGUCAGCAACAGAGGGAUCAGGUGCAGCAGCAGCAGCUGCUCCUCAGCAGCAGCAGCAGCGGUGGUGGUGGUGGCGCCUGUCCGCUGCUGCCCGCCUGGCUCGUGGAGCACUGGUGGUGUGUGCCGCUGGAGAGCGAGGGGCGGCUGGGGCCCUCGGAGGUAACCCUGUUGGGGGCAUCGUGGACAUGAAGUGCUGCGGUGUAUUGGAGUGGUGGAGAGUGUUAUGUAGGAAUGUAUGCUUUGUUUCUC